This is a messenger RNA of Cuscuta epithymum, 1682 nucleotides long. NCBI's taxonomy places the organism in Eukaryota, Viridiplantae, Streptophyta, Magnoliopsida, Solanales, Convolvulaceae. The record is from the annotation of a GenBank genome assembly.
GGUACGUCCCCGCCCUGUUGCCAUCCCUAAUUCGAGCCGAAUCCUGCAAGUUUUCUUCGAUGCUAAUUUGGUCAUUAUUUUAUACGGAGUAUCAAGUUUCUCGUUCUCUUCCGGAAAAUCACGCGCCACAGAUUUUAUGCCCGCUCAUCUUCCAGGUAUUCUCUAAUUCGUUUUCAAUCUUACCUAAAUUCUGAAUCCAAAUCUUAUCACGAAGAGCUAAGGAAAUCAGAAGAUGGAUUCGCCAUCUCAGAGUUUACAGUUCUUCGUUCAGUUCCCAGACCUCAAAAUCCCUUCUCGUGCUUUGGUUAUUGAAUCGCCGACCCCCGAUUUCACAAUAAACGACCUCAAAUCAUUCGUCUUGUCCAAAACCCUAACCCUAGAUCAGGAUUCCGUCUAUUUCACCUUUAAUGGGAAACUGGUCCCGGAUUCUACCCCUGUAAAAAGUUCCCUGAUUUCUCCCCUGUCGACCUUAACCCUCCACCGUCGCCUCCUUGGUGGGGGCGGAGAUGGCGGCGCCACAGGGGCGGAAUCUCGAGACUGUUACCUCAAAAUGUAUGCUGAGAAGAAACCUGACAAAAUUGAUGAAAACGAGCGUAGAUUAUCCAAGUGGUUGAAUUGUACGUUGUCAAACGAGCCACUUAGGCACCCUGUGGUGACUGAUAAGCUAGGGAAUCUGUUUAACAAGGAGGCCUUGGUUGAAGCUUUGUUGAGGAAACAAGUACCCAAGCAGUUUUCAUACAUAAAGGGAUUGAAAGAUAUGGUCCCCAUAGAGUUAUCAUCUAUUCCGGGCAUGGAUGGUACUGUCUUGUGUGGUGAGACUAGGUUCCAGUGUCCCAUAUCAGGGUUAGAGUUUAAUGGGAAAUAUAAAUUCUUUGCCCUUAGGACUUGUGGGCAUGUUUUCAGUUCCAAAGCUUUGAAAGAGGUUAAGUCUUCCUCUUGUUUGGUUUGUCACAAAGAAUUUAUGGAGAAUGAUAAGAUUGUGAUAAAUGGGUGUGAAGAUGAGGUUGCAGCAUUAAGAGAGAGGAUGGAGGGAGAAAGGGUAAAACUUAGAGAUGGUAAGAAGACAAAGAAGGUUAAGAAUUGGGAUUUAGCCCAUAAUGUAGAUGGUGGUGAGGUCACACGCCUGAGUGGAACCAAACAUGGUAUUGAUGAUAAGGUUGGAGAGAAGGGGAAAUUGGAACUGAACAAGAAAGUUAGUUCCAAUGGUAAAAUAGAAGUGAAGAAUGUUAUCAAUGGCAAGCGGUUCAAGGCUGUUGAUAAUGCGCCAGUUAAUGCCACCAAAGAAGUGUAUGCAUCUAUUUUCACAUCUUCCAGGAAGUCUGAUUUCAAGGAGACAUAUUCUUGUCGAUCACUGCCACUCGGAAGAAAUUGAUGAGCUGGUAGUAUCUAUGGGGUGAUGAAUUAAAUAGUGUCUUUAUCUGCUUUUAUUUUCAUACUGAGUAUGUAAACCUUCAUUGAUGCAUAGCUGCUUGCUUAGAAGUGGUAUUUAUGUGACGUACUAUUGUGGUCUGUGGAUAAUGGGUUUGUAUUUGAUAAAGUGACUUGAGGUUGACAUUGAGUCUGCGUUGAUGUUUCUAUUCUUCCCUUUGUUAAUGAUUUUAUCUAAUAAUCUAUGGGAAUGCUUUACUGCUUAGGCCUUUCAGUGGCUAAGGGCUAGCAACUUAUAUUUUGGUUACUCAUAA